CAUACAUCAGUUCCAUCUUGGAAGCCCUGAUGAUCCCCACCAGCCAGGGCUUUGCUGAAGUUCGGGAAGUCUUUUUCAAGGAAGCCACUGACAUGAACAUGAAUAUUGUCAAUGAAGGAGGGACAGAGAAGCUGGGAGAGUACAUGGAGAAACUUUCUCAGCUAGCUUUCCAUCCUGUGAAGAUGCAGUCAUGCUAUGAAAAGAUGGAGCAGUUGAAGCUGGAAGGUCUCCAGCAGCGGUUUGAUGUCUCCAGUGCUUCCGUGUUCAAGCAGCGGGCCCAAAUCCUGAUGAGGCAG
Molecule: messenger RNA, 296 nt
Organism: Protobothrops mucrosquamatus (brown spotted pit viper)
Lineage: Eukaryota; Metazoa; Chordata; Lepidosauria; Squamata; Viperidae
Product: niban-like protein 1
Exons: 2
Source: RefSeq, a predicted model, not a curated record